AUGUCUGAGUGCACAAACUACUCUUUUAAUAGCUUAACAUCAAAAACUUUUGAGCUUCCAUCACAUGAUUUAAUCAACCUGUCAUUUAGACUUUGGAUGUAAUUAUAAAAUUAUUUAAAUAGGGUAUACUCUGUUAACUAUUCGUUCUAUUUGUAUGUUGACAACGAACUUUAUCUUUUAAUCUAAACUUCACUACACAGUUUUACAAACGAUUGUUCAUCAUAUGGAUCAUAUAAAAUAUCUGAAAAUAUAGUUCACUCAAGUUCUUCAGUUUAAAUUACAAUGGUCUCUGAUUGGUAAUCAUGGGGAUUUUCUGAAUUUAAUUUAAAUGCCAUAAAUAUUACUCAAAAGAUUUGGGAAUUAGCCUAUUAAUCGCUUAAUCAAAUAGUUUUCUUCUCCAUAUCUUAAGAUGAUGGGUGGAUGACUAAUGGCAUAGUUUCCUAGUAGAGAGAACAAUGUACAGGUAUUAAUAAUAAAUAUAAAUAGAUUUCAAUUAUUUAAGAUCAACAGGGAAUUAUUUUAUUAAAGAUUUCGUUUUGUAGGUUCAUAAUAAGAUUAGUUUGAAUUUAAAAGUCUUAAUAUUCAAUAAAGCUUCACCAACUAUAUCUAUCAAAAUUGAUAAUUAAUAAGUAGCAACUAAAUCUUCAAAUUCUUAUGUACAAUCUUCAGCUACAAUAUGCAGCAAGUUCAUCGUUAUAUAGCUAUAAAUAUCAGACUUUGUGCAUAAUAAUCAAAAUCUGAGAAUAGAGAUUACAACUUCAGCAGAUGGCACUAUUUCAUGGUUUGGAAUAAGAGAUUUUUCAUUAUUUACUGAUAUAAUUGAAGAUUAUUAAUGUAAAGACCUUAAUAUUUUGCCAUUUGAUGGAUGCUUCUCUAAUCAAUACGAUUGUAAUUUUGGUUGUAGUAAUUGUGUAAAAGGAAUCUGCAUCAAUUGUUUAGAUGGAUGGUAUUUACACACAAAAAAUACUUGUAUUCCCAUCUGUGGUGAUAAUAUGUUAAUGUUAAAUGAAGUUUGUGAUGAUGGUAAUUCUAUUCCAUAUGAUGGUUGUCAUAAUUGUUAAUUUUCUUGCCCAUUAAAUUGCAUUCUUUGCGUUUUUGGAACAUGUUAAGAAUGCCAAUAAUCCUAUUUUUAUAUAGAAAAUAGGUGUAUAUCUGAAUAUCAGAUUAGUGAAAACUUUUUUGAAAAAAUUGAAACAGGCUUAUUUGAAAAUUGGAUUUAUGAUCUCGAAAAAAAUGACUUUUAAUCUGAAAACCUUGUUGAACAAUUAGAAGCUGGUUUUUUCAACAAUUGGUCUAAUUAUCUUGAAAAAAAUGACUAUUAAUGUUAUUAAAACCUUGUUGAAAAAUUACAAACUGGUUUUUUGAAUAAUUGGGCUAAUUAUCUUGAAAAAAAUGGCUAUUAAUGUUAAAACCUUAGAAAACAAUUAGAAGAUGAUUUUUUCAACAAUUGGAUUAAUUCUCUUUAUCAGCUUGACUCAUAAUCCGAAGACCUUAUUGAACAAUUAGAAACUGGUUGUUUCAAUAAUUGGUCUAUUUAUCUUGAAACAAAUGACUAUUAAUGUUAUUAGAGCCUUGUUGAAAAAUUACAAACUGGAUUUUUCGAUUAUUGGACUAAUUAUCUUGAAAAACAUGGCUUUUACUGUGAAAACCUUAUAAAAUCAUUAGAAGCUGUUUUUCUCAACAAUUUGACUAAUUAUCUUAAUCAAAUUAACUUUUAAUCUGAAAACUUUGUUGAACAAUUAGGAACUGGUUUUUUCAAUAAUUGGUCUAUUUAUCUAGAAACAAAUAACUUUUAAUGUUAUUAGAGCCUUGUUGAAAAAUUGUAAACUGGUUUUUUGAAUAAUUGGACUAAUUAUGUUGAAAAAAAUGGCUUUUAAUGUGAAAACCUUAUAAAACAAUUAGCGGCUGAUUUUUUCAACAAUAUGUCUAAUUAUCUUGAUCAAAUUGACUCAUAAUCCGAAGACCUUGUUGAACAAUUAGAAACUGGUUUUUUCAACAAUUGGUCUAAUUAUCUUGAAAAAAAUGACUAUUAAUGUUAUUAAAACCUUGUUGAAAAAUUACAAACUGGUUUUUUGAAUAAUUGGGCUAAUUAUCUUGAAAAAAAUGGCUAUUAAUGUUAAAACAUUAGAAAAUAAUUAGAAGAUGAUUUUUUCAACAAUUGGACUAAUUCUCUUGAUCGGUUUGAAUCAUAAUCCGAAGACCUUAUUGAACAAUUAGAAACUGGUUUUUUCAACAACUGGAUUAAUUAUCUUGAAAAAAAGGGUUUUUAAUGCCAACUUACUUAUCAAUAACAAUUAAUACUGUAAUAAUCUUAAUAGUAUAAUUUAAAUCAAAAUAAUUUAUAUGGAUUAGACAUAAUUUCAAGUUUCUCUAUUUGUUAUUUUUCUGAUAAUUUAAUUAUUUAAGAGUAAUAAUAAGAUAGUAAAACUGAAUGUAAAAAAGGUUAUAAAUUAUCACCCAGCAAAAGACAAUGUGUUGAAAUUUGUAAUUGUUAAGAUUUAGUUAGCUUAUAAAAUAAUGAUUGUUAUAAUUGUGUAUAAAACUGUUAAUUAGAAUGUUUAAUAUGUCUUUAAGAUAAAUGCUAUGCUUGUUUUGAUGGAUGGUAGUUGGUUGAUCAUAAAUGUUAGCAAAUUUGUGGAGAUAAAUAAGUCGCAUUAUAUACUUAUGAAUAGUGUGAUGAUGGAAAUCAAUCUAUUGAUGAUGGAUGUCAUGAAUGUUAAUUUUAAUGCGGAUUAUUUUGUUAAUUUUGCGAUAAGGAAUUAAAUUGCCUCAAAUGUGAAUAAAAUUUCAAUUUGGUAAACAAUAUAUGUCAACCAAUAUGCGGUGAUAAAAUAGUAAUAACCGGAUUAGAGGAAUGUGAUGAUGGAAAUGAAAUUAAAUAUGAUGGCUGUUAUGAAUGUUAAUUUUAAUGUAGUUUUGGCUGUAAAGUUUGUGAAUCUGGCAAAUGUUAAGAUAUAUGUAAAGUUGAAGAAGAAUUUAUAAAUGGUUAAUGUAUUCUGAUAGUUCCAUUUGAAAGUGAAGAAAUUGAAUCAAUUCAAUCUGAAUGCAAGAAUAAUUGCUUAGUUUGCGAUGGGGCUAACUGCCUCCUAUGUAAACGAGAUUAUAUUUUGGAAAAUAAUAAGUGUUUCUCAUGUGGAAAUGGGAUUAUAACCAAAGAUGAAGAAUGUGAUGACGGAAACAGGAUUAACUCUGAUGGGUGUUCAAAAUAAUGUAAAAUUGAAAAGGAUUGGAAUUGCAUUGACUCCUUAUCAUUUUUAAGCUAAUGUUUCCCUGUUGCUAAAAUUUCGAUAGUAUUGUUAAAUUCAACUUUUAACUCACAAUAUGUUAAAUUAUCAUAUUCUAAUUAAGUUAAACUGAAUUAAUAAGAUAUAAACUUUUUAGAUUUUAAUGUUAAUUCAAUUAAUGUUGAUCCCACUUAUUAUAACAUUAGUAUUUUUCCUGUAAUGGAAAUAGUCUCAAAUGAGACCCGAUUUAUCAAUUAUGAAUUAAAAAUUGAAAUUUAUUAGCAACUCUCACAAAAUCCAAUUUUGGAUGUUAAGGUCGAUCUUAUUUUAUUGGAUGAAAACAAUUUACCAGUACCACCAUCAUCAGCAUAAAUUGUAUUAACCGCCCCUUUAGUUUUAAAUCAAGCAUAAGUAGAAGUUUCUCAGAAUUUCUAAAAAUUUGGGUACAAUGUUAUGCUUGCAUUAGGAAGUUUUGCUAUUUUUGCAUUUCUUCUUGGGUCUCCCUAAUAAUUUUUUGA
Paramecium octaurelia is the source of this 3742-nucleotide messenger RNA. The record is from the annotation of a GenBank genome assembly. NCBI's taxonomy places the organism in Eukaryota, Ciliophora, Oligohymenophorea, Peniculida, Parameciidae.